UCGCGAAGUGUGUGAAAUAUUUUUGACUUUAUUGUGAUUUAUCCAGCGUAAUUCCUAUCGGAAUAGCUUUUGACUUCAUUUAGUAGUUUUUCAUUAUAAAUCUUAUAGAACAACAUUUAAUUAGAAAAAUGAUAUAUUACAUUAUCGCCUGCUGUACAUCUUUAUUAUCCAUGAUGAUCUCAGUUGCUGAUAAACAAGAUGGUGACAUGCCUAUAAUCAGACCAUUCUCUCUUCCUCGUGAUCUCAAAAUUGGAGAUAAAGUCAGUAUUCUCUGUUCAGUUAGUUCCGGGCAACAACCGCUAACGUUUCAUUGGAUAAAAGAUGGAGAAGAAAUGUUUGAAACUAAGAAUAUAAAAAUUCAUAGUCAUUCCGAUGUGUCAGUAAUUACUAUACAUUCUAUUAAUGAAAAUAGUGUAGGAAACUACACUUGCUUUGUAAGUAACAAUUUUGGAACUACUUUUCACACAGCUGUAUUAGAAGUGCCAGUAUCUCCAUCUUGGAAAAUCGAACCAAAUUCUCUCGAUGUCGUGGUUGGACAAAAUGCCAGUUUACAUUGUGAAGCAAAUGGAUUUCCUGUUCCAACUAUUUCAUGGAUCAAACAAGAAAAUUCUUUUGGUGAAAAAGAGAAUUUAGUAAUGGACCAUAAAUUCAUCAUGAAUAGUACUUUGCUUUUAAUUCAUGUAAAGAAAGAAGACGGAGGAAUUUAUGAAUGUUCAGCAAAAAAUGGCAUAGGAAUAGGUUUGAAGAAAGCAGUUAGUUUAAUAAUUAAAGGUAUGAUAUAGCACGUAAUUUUAAUUAAAUCUCAAAAUAUUAAUUCAAUCUUGUUAUAAAUGUUAAUUCUGUUAUGCUUUAAAUUUCAUUUAAUAAUUGAAAUAUAGUUCAUUUAUUAUCCGAUAUGUGGCGUUGUAUUGUUAAAGAUUGGAUAGUGUAUAUUUCGUGCUCGGUGCACUUUCUCUUAUGUUAAAGCAUCAUUAAAAUGUUCGUGAAAGAUAUAUAUACCAAAUGAUAUAGUAUAUGAAUAAGUGGUCAUUUUAUAUGUAAGUAUUAGUGACAUGAAUUUCAUGACUGUAUAAGACAAAGGACACUGAAUAUAAGAUA
Centruroides sculpturatus (bark scorpion) is the source of this 1098-nucleotide messenger RNA. RefSeq names its product Down syndrome cell adhesion molecule-like protein 1 homolog. Gene Ontology annotation, molecular function: cell-cell adhesion mediator activity. Gene Ontology annotation, biological process: axon guidance; dendrite self-avoidance; homophilic cell-cell adhesion. The record is from RefSeq and is a predicted model, not a curated record. The transcript has 4 exons. The coding region runs from base 129 to 782 and encodes 217 amino acids. NCBI's taxonomy places the organism in Eukaryota, Metazoa, Arthropoda, Arachnida, Scorpiones, Buthidae. Gene Ontology annotation, cellular component: axon; plasma membrane.